Molecule: messenger RNA, 1438 nt
Organism: Moneuplotes crassus
Lineage: Eukaryota; Ciliophora; Spirotrichea; Euplotida; Euplotidae
Source: the annotation of a GenBank genome assembly
AUUAAAAAUUUUAAAUGAUCAACCAAAACUAUGAAGCAGCUGCAUCAAAUUUUUGAGGUUUCUAUCCUCAAUAUAUGAUGUGCAACUAUCAAAACACUUCUGACUUACAAGCUGUCUCUGGAGAGGCACUUUUCGUAAAUGAUUUCCAGAAUUCUGGAGCAAAAUGGACAGCUAUUGCUGGACAAGGAACCAGUAAUGCAUUCUCCAGCUUAGACUCUCACAAUGCAAAGAUAGAUCAGUUCCAAGGCCAAAUAGAUUACUAUCAAGGUUUCAUGCCCACACAAGACUCAUACAUAAAGGCUACUUCAAAAGCCAGUUUCGAUCUCUCAGAAAAACUGCCCAGGAUCGAAAAGGUAUUCGAAGAAGUUAGCAAUUUUGCUGAAUUCAGCCCUGCUGGAUCAUCCAAAAGCACUCUCCCAGACAGUUGCUACUCUUUUGAACAGCAAACUCCUGCUACUAGCCAGAUUUUUGAGUCGAGGUUACACCAGUUGUACAAGAACUUACAUUCUCUGGAAGAUUCAUCGAAAUGUGUGACAUCCCUCCAAAAUUUCCCAAAAUGCGAGUUUAGACAAAAUACAUUUGUUGAAUCAACCCCAGGCUGUGAUGGUGUAAACAGUGACAUGCUAGCAUACCACAAUGCCCUCCAGGAAGGUGACAUCAUCAAGAAAGCAUCUGAAAUAACCACUCAAUAUGAGAAACUCGAAAUGAAAAAUCUGAAGAGACACUACAAAAUGGAUCUUAUGCAAGUUUCGAUCAAGAAAAAGUGCCAGAAGAGAGGACGCAAAAGAGUCAAUGUGCUUCCAGCACAAAACUUCGAUGAACUUCUUAGUAACCUAGUGGUCCCAAAAUGGACUACUAUUCUAACUAAGAAAACUAAGAGGGAAGGAGAGCCAAUCGGGCAAGUCACUGAUGAGUACCUCUGGACCAAGGUCCUCAGAGACAUGAGAGAUUUUUUCAGAAUUAUCUUCAAAAGCCGAUUCCAUAGAUCAGAGAAACGUGAGGACUCCAAUAGAGACCUUCUCGUUAAGAUGUUUUUGCAAGAACUAGGAAUAACUGACAUUUCUUUCCUAAAUUCGGUCUCUACAUUCGAUUUCCUCUACAAAGCUCACUAUAAGGCCAGGUCUACUAAUGAGGGAAAAAUCUUCAAAGACAUCAUCAACAGCACCCCUAUGAGGAUCUAUUAUUACUACAGCGAAACAGUCAGAGAAAAUUUCUUGCAAGAUGAUUUGUGCUCUAGAUUACUAUACUACUUCUUAGUAAACUUCGGAGUAACUUAUUUAUCUUGUAUUCAAAAGAAUCUGAGACCAGGUGUCGAAUCAAUCAUUAACUAUGUAACAAAGAGGUUUUCCUAUGGAUCUUAAAAAUACUUCCCAUUGGAUGCUCUUUGCUACACCCCAACUUCUAUUGCUAACUUAUAAACUUUGAACCUAUUCUAUUU